This is a messenger RNA of Peromyscus maniculatus bairdii (prairie deer mouse), 3154 nucleotides long. The record is from RefSeq and is a predicted model, not a curated record. NCBI's taxonomy places the organism in Eukaryota, Metazoa, Chordata, Mammalia, Rodentia, Cricetidae.
GAGGCAGGAGCCUCUGGGCGGGGCCGCGCGUCGUGAGCGCGCCUCAGGGCCGCGCUCCUGGGGGCGGCGCGCGGGACCGUGGCGCUUCCGGCAGCGGGAGGCGGCGCCGAGCGGGACCGAGCGGUUCGGGUAGCGGCCGGGGAGGCGGAUCUGGGACGAUGUCUGGGGAAGUGCCACCCAACAUUAACAUCAAGGAGCCUCGAUGGGACCAGAGCACUUUUGUCGGCCGAGCCAAUCACUUCUUCACUGUCACGGACCCCAGGAACAUCCUCCUAACAAACGAACAACUAGAGAAUGCAAGAAAGGUGGUGCAUGACUACAGGCAAGGAAUCGUUCCUGCUGGCCUCACGGAAAAUGAGUUGUGGAGAGCAAAGUACGUGUAUGAUUCAGCUUUCCAUCCAGACACGGGUGAAAAGAUGAUUCUGAUAGGAAGAAUGUCAGCUCAGGUUCCAAUGAACAUGACCAUCACGGGCUGCAUGAUGACAUUUUACAGGACCACACCGGCUGUGCUUUUCUGGCAGUGGAUAAACCAGUCCUUCAAUGCUGUUGUCAAUUACACCAAUAGAAGCGGAGAUGCUCCCCUCACCGUAAAUGAGCUGGGUACGGCUUAUGUUUCUGCUACAACUGGUGCUGUGGCGACAGCCCUAGGACUUAACGCCUUAACCAAGCGCGUCUCACCACUGAUAGGACGUUUUGUUCCCUUCGCUGCCGUAGCCGCUGCUAACUGCAUUAACAUCCCGCUGAUGAGGCAAAGGGAACUCAAAGUCGGCAUUCCUGUCACUGAUGAAAAUGGCACCCGAUUGGGAGAAUCGACCAAUGCUGCAAAACAAGCCAUCACGCAGGUGGUGGUCUCCAGGAUCCUCAUGGCAGCCCCCGGCAUGGCCAUCCCUCCAUUUAUCAUGAACACGUUGGAAAAGAAAGCCUUUCUGAAGGAAGGACAUUAUUUGGAAGAGACUGGCUCCAGCCUGUGGACACAGUACACACUCUGGCUGCUGAGGUUCCCGUGGAUGAGUGCACCAAUUCAAGUCACGUUGGUUGGCUUUUGUUUGGUGUUCGCGACCCCGCUGUGCUGUGCUCUAUUUCCUCAGAAGAGUUCCAUGCCUGUGACAAGCCUGGAGGAUGAGUUGCAAGCCAGCAUCCAAAGGAGUCAUCCUGAAUUACAGCGCGUGUACUUUAACAAGGGCCUGUGAAGCCAGGACCAAGCCCUGGAGGCUCCUCCUGCCAUCUGUGAACCUCCCGAAACCACAGCAGUGAGGAAAUCCCAUGUGAUGGGGGCAUUCCCAGUUACAAAAGCCUCUAAAAGAUCUGCAUUAGAGUCAAGCUGCCCCUUGACACAGCACCCAGUGCCAGUCAGGAGCAUGACAUUUGAAUCAUGUUGUAAUUUACAAACAUACCCUUCUGGUAGACUUUUAAUGAUGCCGUUUUUUCAAAGCCCUCACCUCGAGCUUUCAAAAGCACUGGUAGGCAUAGCAUAGGUGCUCCAAUUACCGGCUCAGUAAACAUUGGUUGUCAAUGGUUGGAAAGGUCACCCAUUUCAUUCCUCCUUUCGUUCCACAGAGGCCUCAGCCAUGAACUGGGAAAACACAAAAGGUCUAAGACUAAAUAUACAAGUGUAAAAACUAAGGAAACUUUGUCUCCAGUUUGGCAGUGGACCAGUCCAAAAUAGAUGGUAACAAAAAUUGAGGUUCAGAGGUAAACACUCCGUCCACAUUCCCGAAGUCAGCCACAGAGCAGGCUGUGAACUCGUCCCUGCGAUUAUCCUGUGUUCACAGUACUGACUUCUCUUGGUUAACUUUUCAGUUUGUCUGGUAUUCUUAUAAAAUUAUUAAUCUGACCUCAAAGGUACUUUCUAAUCAUGAAUUUUCAUCAAAUAAUUAACUGAAAUGCACAAUGCCAGGUUUAGGAUAUAUUCAGUACCAGUGCAGUCUGGUUUGUUGGGUUUUUUUGAUGUGAAACUACAGUUCCUAGUCCCUAUGUGCCUUUUCCCCCCUUUAUUUCCUUCCUUUUUUUGUUUUUGUUUUUUUUGUUUUGUUUUGUUUUGUUUUGCUUUCAUGAAGAUACAAAGAUAAUAAAUGAACAAGUCAGCAACAGUGAAUGUUGUGUUACAUUCCACCCUGUUUGUUUGAAGACCAUGAAAUUACGUAGCAUGUCUGCAUCUCCAUAGUGAUUUUACAUGUUACAUGUUCAGUGUAGCUGAGGUCAUGUUGGAAGUAUGUAGAUGUUCCCUGUCAUAGACAAGCUCCUUGUUACACUGAGUGUAAAUCAUUGUAAUUCAGAGAUUUGUAAGUGAGUAAAAAAUAUUAGAAACUAUCUAGUUUCUAUAGAUCUUUUUCCUGAUAAUGUGCCCAGAUUGAAUUUCCUCAUAAAGAAAAAACGGUGUGCCUUGUGUCUGUGUUUCUCUGUUCUCUAAAAGGAUGUAUGGAUCUGAAGCUCCCAUCCCCCUCCCCCCCAUGCUGCUGGAAUCUUCUGUAGUGUUGAAUGCCCAGCCACUUGAAAUGCAAUGGCUUCUUGUGACAUUCUGGCCUUGGAUGAGCCUCGUUGCCAUCAUUGCUUCUGUUUAAAUGGUGGUGAGAGCCUGGAGUUCUAGGCAGGGCUCAAAAGAUGCUUAGAGGACAUUUCCGUGAGAAGCUGCAGGCCUUGGGGUCCACCUCACCCCGCUGGUCGCUGAGCUGUUACCCCAGUGCGUGUGGAGCUCUGAGAACGUGAAAACGCAGAUGGGAGACUGACAUACUCCAGGUGUCAGCCCAGGUGUGGUGAGCAAUGAGUAGUGGGUGUGGAGCUGGCUCUUUGAAAAUUGUUUCUAGAAAUUUGGGCCUCUUAGUGCUUUUGUAUAGGAAUACUCACUGUGUGGUUUAAUCAUGAUUUAUUUAAAAAAAAAGAAGAAGAAGAAGAAGAAGAAAGACAGAAGAACAAAUGAAUGAAAUUGGCAAUCUUUGCUGAUCUUUUAAAAACACUUCUUUUCUGAAGACAAAGCCACAUGAAGCGCAAUAAGGUUGUAAGGUGACUAGUUAAUAUUUCUCUAAUGUGAGCUAGAGUUGCGUGUGUGACUGACUAGCAGCUAUCAGUAUUAGUGAGGUGUCUUGCCAACGUAAGAGCCAAUGUGUUAUUUCAGUUCAACUGAUGAAAUGUCAAAUAAAUGCAGAAUGAAAAUAAA